AUGGCGGAGAAAGCUGCGGGCGGCGACGAGGCGGGCGGCGUGAUGGCGCUGCUGGAGCGCGUGGCGGCCCUGGUGGACGGCGUGCAGGCGGCGCAGACCCGGAUGGAGGAGCGUCAGACGGAGCUGGAGAACACGGUGAAGAACAUCCAGAGCGACAUCAUCAAACUGACCAACGAUCACGCCAACAGCAGCGCCACCGUCACGCGCCUCCUCGAGAAGACGCGCAAAGUCAGUCGCCACAUCAAGGACGUCCGGGUCCGAGUCGAGACCCAGAACCUCCGGGUCAAGAAGGUCGAGGCCACACAAGGAGAUCUGCUCGCCAAGAACAAGUUCAGAGUCGUCAUCUACCAGGGCGAUCAGGAGGUGAAGACGGUGGCGGCGGGCAGCGAGCCGGCGGAGGGAGGCGCCGCCGCUCCUCCUCGUCACGUGGAGCCCGAUAAGUUCGAGCUCCCGCCGGAGUCGGACGAGGAGUACAUGGUGGUGGAGGAGGCGGACUCUUCGGCCGCCACACGCAUGAAGAAGAGCGGCCUGACGCGCAUCGAGAGCUUCAAACACACCUUCUCCAAAGAAAACCUCAGCAAGACCCGCGACAACCUGGGCUCCAAGGUCAACAAGCUGGGCGAGCGCAUCGUGACGGCCGAGCGCAGGGAGAAGAUCCGACAGUCUGGGGAGAAGCUGAAGGAGAAACUGACCCUGAAGAAGGAGCGGACGGUGGCGGAGGGGCAGGAGGGCGCGGAGGGCGGAGCCGACGCCGCGCAGCCCGUAGCGCCGCCUAAAGGCCGCAAAGGGACGCCCCUGGCGGCCGAGGGAGAGGCCAAAGCCGAGGAGGCGGCCGAGGUCCCGAUGUACGACAUGAAGCAGCUGUCGUAAAGAGAAGCGCCGACGGACCAGAACUGGAGACCUGAUGGUCACGAGGCGAGAGGAGCGGAGGUUCUGCAGGUGACGUCACGACCUCCGGAACUUUGACAUUUUCUUCUGUAAAUGUGAACGAGCUGCUACACGAGGAAAAGUCGACAACUCUGCUCAAUAUUUACUUUGUUCCUGACGUCGAAUCCAGAAAAUCAAGUCAACGGAAGAAAAACAGUGAAAGUUAAAGGUCCCACAUCACACAAACUCUGAGCUUU
Messenger RNA from Boleophthalmus pectinirostris (great blue-spotted mudskipper), 1124 nucleotides. RefSeq names its product caveolae associated protein 4b (gene cavin4b). The coding region runs from base 1 to 870 and encodes 289 amino acids. Gene Ontology annotation, cellular component: caveola; cytoplasm. Gene Ontology annotation, biological process: regulation of gene expression. The transcript has 2 exons. The record is from RefSeq and is a predicted model, not a curated record. Lineage: Eukaryota; Metazoa; Chordata; Actinopteri; Gobiiformes; Gobiidae.